Molecule: messenger RNA, 3789 nt
Organism: Oncorhynchus kisutch (coho salmon)
Lineage: Eukaryota; Metazoa; Chordata; Actinopteri; Salmoniformes; Salmonidae
Product: ephrin type-A receptor 3
Biological process (GO): protein phosphorylation; axon guidance; ephrin receptor signaling pathway
Cellular component (GO): dendrite; plasma membrane
Molecular function (GO): ATP binding; protein binding; transmembrane-ephrin receptor activity
Source: RefSeq, a predicted model, not a curated record
GUUCUGUGGCUACAGGAGGUCUAAACACCCUGAUGAGAAGAGACUGCACUUUGGCAAUGGACACUUGCGCCUGCCAGGUAUAAGGACCUACGUAGACCCUCACACCUAUGAAGACCCCAGUCAGGCCGUCCAUGAGUUUGCCAAGGAGCUGGAUGCUUCCUGUAUCGCCAUCGACAAGGUGGUGGGAGCAGGUGAGUUUGGGGAGGUGUGCAGCGGUCGUCUGCGUCUGCCCAGUAAGAAGGAGAACUGUGUGGCCAUCAAGACUCUGAAGGCAGGAUACACCGACAAACAGAGACGGGACUUCCUGUCUGAAGCGUCCAUCAUGGGACAGUUUGACCAUCCAAACAUCAUCAGGCUGGAGGGAGUGGUCACCAGGAGUAAACCUGUGAUGAUAGUAACUGAAUAUAUGGAGAAUGGAUCCUUGGACAGCUUUCUGAGAAAACACGAUGCCCAGUUUACUGGUAUCCAGUUGGUGGGCAUGCUGCGUGGCAUUGCGUCGGGCAUGAAGUACCUGUCUGACAUGGGCUACGUCCACAGAGACCUGGCCGCCCGCAACAUUCUGGUCAACAGCAACCUGGUGUGUAAGGUGUCUGACUUCGGCCUGUCCAGAGUCCUGGAGGACGACCCCGAGGCUGCUUACACCACGCGGGGAGGUAAGAUCCCUAUCAGGUGGACAGCUCCAGAGGCUAUCUCCUACAGGAAGUUCACCUCGGCCAGCGACGCCUGGAGCUACGGCAUCGUGCUCUGGGAAGUGAUGUCAUACGGGGAGCGGCCUUACUGGGAGAUGUCCAAUCAGGACGUUAUCAAAGCAGUAGAUGAGGGCUACAGACUGCCUCCUCCUAUGGACUGUCCUGCUACUCUGUACCAGCUGAUGUUGGACUGCUGGCAGAAGGAGAGGAACAACAGACCCAAGUUCGAACAAAUCGUCAGCAUCCUGGAUAAACUCAUACGCAACCCUGGGAGCCUGAAGAUCACAGCCAACACCUCACCCAGGCCAGCCAACCUGCUCCUGGACAGGAGUAGUUCCGAGGUGGUUCAGUCAUUGGGAACAAUGGGGGAUUGGCUGGACAACGUGAGGACUCUGCCCUGUAAGGAGGCCUUCUCUGGGGUCAGCUACAGCUCCUGUGACACCCUGCCCAAGACCUCCGCAGAGGACCUAAAGAAGGUUGGUGUGACUAUCGUCGGCCCCCAGAAGAACAUUGUGAGCAGCAUCAAAGCACUAGAGAGCCACAGUAAGAACGCCCCUGUCCCAGUGUAACUCGACCGAGCCACUAGAGACUGGCUGUCUGGCUGACUGGCUGACUGGCUGCCCUCUGGGCCCCGUUCCAAUCUGAAUGAAACCCCUCUGGGCCCUGUUCCAAUCUGAAUAAAGUCCCUCUGGGCGACGUUCCAUUCUGAAUGAAGACCCUCUGGGCUCCGUUCCAAUAUGAUUUAAAGUGUCUCCCCUUCAGACCUCUGUGAACGUUUCAAUGACGUUCCUUCCACAAGGGAGGCUUCCCUUUGCGAGGGGUAGUGAUGGGGAGAGGAGGGCCUCAUUGGAUUAGAACAGCCCUCUGAUCUCUCUAACAUACAGGAAGGAAGUCCCAAACUAAAGGAGGAAGUAGACACUCCACACAAAUGCUGAGAUGCCUUACUCAGAACAGGAGAGGAGAGGAGAGAACCUGGCCUUGGACCUUGGGGCAUGGCGAUAAAGGGCUGGUGCUGGGAUUGGAUAACGUGGGACAGCAGGGCCCUUUGUGUGACCUAUAGUGGUAAGGGGCUCGUUGAGAACUGAUCCAAUCGUGAUCCUAUGGACUUGACUGACAACUCUUUAACUCUGGAGAGGGGGACAUUAAAUGCCUUGAGUAGAAUAAUGCAGUCAGCAGCAGCAAUUCACUCACAUCAACCUGGAGCAGACAGAAGCAGACCUGGAGAUUCAUUCAUGAACUUUGAGACGCUGGACUCCCACCACUAAAGACCCCACUCACUCUCACAGAGAAGGACUGAUACCACUCUGUGUGUCUGUGUGUCUGCUCCUGUGUUACUCAAGAGAAAGUCAGCUUGAGAAAGAAGCCAAACCAUUGGAUGGGCACCCAGACUAAGCCAUGUUUCCCCUAGCUAUAGCCUCAGUCUGAAAACAGUUGAUGUCAAACAGAAAGCAAUAAUCACAACAAUCAGUUUAUCAGUUUGAUCAACCAGAACCAAUGAGACUCACACAGUUUGCUCUGAUGGUUCACAGGACAUAUCAGACCACAUACAGAACUGUAAUUAACUGCCACAAGUCUGCUUAUUAUACAGUAGGUAAUGAUACAUCACUCCAAGCUUCCUUAUUCCUACCCCUAGUGUGAAAUCUCAGUAUGUGUUAUUCAUUCAAACUAAAGCAGGAUAGAGAGAAAAGGAGAGAUUGAGAGAGAGAGAGGUAGAAGUAGAGAGAGCUGUGGAGGGAGAGAGGAAUAGAGAAGGAAAUGCAGAGAGACAGACAGAGAGACAGACAGAGAGAGACAGACAGACAGAGAGACAGACAGAGAGAGACAGACAGACAGAGAGACAGACAGAGAGAGACAGACAGACAGAGAGACAGACAGAGAGACAGACAGAGAGAGACAGACAGACAGAGAAAGACAGACAGAGAGAGAGAGAGAGAGAGAGGUAGAGAGAGAAUACCUUGCAACCGACUACUCCAGAGCAUAUUCUGCUCUGUAAGGUAGAUAGGUGACACUCAAUGACCCCGAGCUCUUCUAAUGCCUUCUUCCAGCAGCGGUGGAGAUCUCACAACUCUCUGGAAACAACGAGUGUGUGGAGCAGACAAUGAUUCUCUCUGGAAACAACGAGUGUGUGAGUGUAAUACAUCUCUGGAGCAGACAAUGAUUCUCUCUUGAAACAACGAGUGUGUGAGUGUAAUACAUCUCUGGAGCAGACAAUGAUUCUCUCUGGAAACAACGAGUGUGUGAGUGUAAUACAUCUCUGGAGCAGACAAUGAUUCUCUCUGGAAUCAACGAGUGUGUGAGUGUAAUACAUCUCUGGAGCAGACAAUGAUUCUCUCUGGAAACAAUGAGUGUGUGAGUGUAAUACAUCUCUGGAGCAGACAAUGAUUCUCUCUGGAAACAACGAGUGUGUGAGUGUAAUACAUCUCUGGAGCAGAUCCAAUAUUGCGUGUGGAUGCGUGAUAGCACCCCCGUCUGUCCCCUGCCCGCCUGUUGCCCUUAGCUGCUGUUGUAUGUUCUAUUAGCAUGUACAUAUGUAAACAACCAUGUAACUAUAGCUACUAGCAGUACAGUCCCCUUCCAUAGACAUCCCUUUGUACAAAUGUUUCUAUGUAUAAAAGAAUGAACAAAAAUAUCUGUGCAACAUUUUGAAAAGGCAAAAAUUAUUUGUAUUAUAUUUGAUGUUAUUUUGUCUUAUAUUUGUUUUUUACAUUAAAAAAAGCAAUUAUAAUAACCUAUUAUUUAUUUGUUAACAUAUAUAGUGCAUAAGUGUAGUGUUUUGUUUGUAGCAGACAGUAGGUUAUAACAUGGUUCUGUGACAGCGUCGUCAAUGUUUUCUGUUUUCUUUAUAAUCAUGAACAUUUGGAAGAGCAAUACUGUUAACCACCCCCUCCCUACUCUUUUAGCUUUCUUUAGAUGAACGUGUGUGCGUGUGUAUGUGUGUGCAUGCAAGCGUGUGUGUGUGUCUCUGUGCGUGCGUGUGUGUGUGUGUGUGUGUGUGUGUGUGUGUGUGUGUGCUUGUGCAAAUGUAAAAGGCCUUGUCUACUAAUGUUAAAUGAUUUGUAGUGGAAACAUUUAUAUUUUUAUAAUAAACAUUCUUAAAAUA